AUGGCGCCCAAUCCCUCGAUCUCGACGCGGCAACCGCUCAAACUGCUCAUGCUUCACGGCUACACGCAGUCCGGUACCCUCUUCCACGCCAAAAGCCGCGCCCUGACAAAACACAUCCAAAAAGCUUUCCCCCUCCACGAAGUCUCUGCCAUCUACCCAACAGCCCCCAUCCGUCUCAGACCCGCCGACAUCCCAGGCUACGAGCCCUCCUCGGAAAGCAGCCCAGACAACGAAAUCGAAUCCUACGGCUGGUGGCGCCGCUCCAACACCGCGAACCCGCCGCUGUACACCGGCAUUGAAGAAGGGUUUGCAGCAGUAGCGCGCACGCUGAAAGAAGAAGGUCCUUUCGACGGCGUGAUCGGGUUCUCGCAGGGCGCGGCGCUGGCCGCCAUGGUCGCAGCGCUACUGGAGCCCGGCCGGAAGGAGUCAUUCGAGCACUUUUCUAAGAUAAGCACUGAUGGUGCGGCGGGGAUGGUGAUUCCGGCGCCAUUCGGCGAGGAGAGCUUCCAGCAUCCGCAGCUUAAGUUUGCGGUUUGUUACUCUGGAUUCAGGGCGCCUGGGGCUCGGUACAGGGCUUUCUAUGAGGAGCCGGCUAUUCAGACGCCUGUGUUGCAUGUGCUUGGGUCUUUGGAUGCUGUAGUUGAGGAGUCGAGGAGUCGGGCUUUGGUUGAGGCUUGUGCUGGUGAACCUGAGAAGGACGGGUUGGUUGUUUGGCAUCCCGGUGGUCACUUUUUGCCGAGUCAGCGGCCGUAUCUUGAUGCUGCUGUGCUGUUUAUCCGGAAGCAGAUGGAGCGGAGUGCUGGCUUGAAUGGUAUGAAGGAGGUUGGCUUGAAUGGUAUGAAGGAGGUGGAAGAGGACGUGAACGAUAUGGAUUUGCCAUUCUGA
Penicillium robsamsonii is the source of this 885-nucleotide messenger RNA. RefSeq names its product alpha/beta hydrolase. Bases 1 to 885 code for a protein of 294 amino acids. The transcript has a single exon. The record is from RefSeq and is a predicted model, not a curated record. NCBI's taxonomy places the organism in Eukaryota, Fungi, Ascomycota, Eurotiomycetes, Eurotiales, Aspergillaceae. Gene Ontology annotation, cellular component: nucleus; cytoplasm.